Chanos chanos (milkfish) is the source of this 1121-nucleotide messenger RNA. It is a transcript of the gene tmem9, whose product is annotated as transmembrane protein 9. The record is from RefSeq and is a predicted model, not a curated record. Bases 99 to 668 code for a protein of 189 amino acids. The transcript has 6 exons. Gene Ontology annotation, cellular component: lysosomal membrane. Lineage: Eukaryota; Metazoa; Chordata; Actinopteri; Gonorynchiformes; Chanidae.
AAUAUACGCAUCCGGAAGUAAAUACAUAUGACCUCAUCGUGUUGCGAUCCCUUACAGCUGUCUUGAAACAGGAUUGAGAAGUGUGCGUCCAUUUGACAAUGAUGCCUAAUAUAUUGCAAGGCCUUAGGGCACCAGUUACUGUCUUACUGCUCAUGCUUCUCUUUGAGGUCGCGCCAUACACCCAAGCCAACAAGAGUUUCGAAGACGUACGGUGCAAGUGCAUUUGCCCCCCCUACCGGAACAUCAGUGGUCAUAUUUACAAUCGGAAUGUGUCACAAAAAGACUGCAAUUGCCUGCAUGUCGUUGAGCCUAUGCCAGUACCUGGGCAUGAUGUGGAGGCUUACUGUCUGCUCUGUGAAUGCAAGUAUGAAGAGCGCAGUAGUAAUACCAUCAAGGUGACCAUUAUUAUCUACUUGUCUGUGGUGGGCUCUCUCCUGCUCUACAUGCUAUUCCUGCUUCUGGUAGACCCACUGAUCCGCAAACACGAUCCUUACACACAGCCACUGCAGAAUGAGGAAGAUUCUGAGGACUUAAGGACCCAUGUGGAUGGUGCACAGGGUCGUGGUAACACUGUGCUGGAGCGAGUGGAAGGGGCACAGCAGCGCUGGAAGAAACAGGUCCAGGAACAGCGUAAAACCGUUUUUGACCGUCAUAAGUUGCUUAGCUAAGCUCUUCUUCAGGGCAACGAGCAUGUUGGUUAUAUUAUACUCAUAUUUUGACAAUUCAAACAAGAGCAAUCUGUAGCUGGGUUGCAAAGCCUGAAAUUUCCUUUGCACUGGAAGGUUUGUUAAUGAAGACUACUGAAUUAGGGCCUUUUUGCCUCACUUAAAGCUUAUUUAUUUUGCUAAAACUACACUGUUUUAGCUCUAGCUAGAUUUUGCUGAAGAAGUAUAGACUUCUUGUUUCCAUAGUUAAGACGUUGUUAUUUCAACUGCAUUACGACUUUCAACUUUUCACAUUUUUUUUUCAAACACUGCUGUCUGGCUCAGUCCCAAACAGUCACCGUGUCUACCCAGCUGUCAGCUUUCUGAGUUCAGAAAGAGAGCUUGUUAAAGAGCCUUGGAGCAGAAAUCACUCACACCGUGAGACAUACAAAUAAUUUUUCUUUUUUCUUUCUUUUU